AUGGACCUGACAUGGGAGCGGCCGCUGGAAAUCAUCAAGUACCCGGAUCCUCGGCUGCGAGCGGUGAAUGCAAAAGUUGGCGCCUUCAACGACAAAGUCAAGCAGCUGGGCAUGGAAAUGCUAGAGGUCAUGUACAAUGGGGAUGAUGGCGUGGGGUUGGCGGCGCCCCAGGUGGGGGUGAAUGUUCGAAUGAUGGUGUACAACCCAACGGGCAGGCGGGGAGAUGAGGAGUUUAUAUUAGUGAACCCCAGGAUCCUCAGCACCAGCGGCAAGCGAGAGGUCCACGAGGAGGGCUGCCUAUCCUUCCCCCGCCUGUUUGCCAACGUGGAGAGGCCCCACAAGGUGAAGGUGAGGGCGCAGGAUGUGAAGGGGGACACCCUGAUGCUGACGCUGAAUGGGUGGCAGGCGCGCAUCUUCCUGCACGAGUAUGACCACCUGCAGGGCACCCUGUUUCACGACAGGAUGAAGCCAGAGGAGUUGAGAAAGAUUCACAAGGGGCUUGUGGCACUGGAAGAAGAGUACCUGCAGCUGCAUCCUGGUGCCGUAGUGCAGCGUGUGUGA
Coccomyxa subellipsoidea C-169 is the source of this 561-nucleotide messenger RNA. RefSeq names its product peptide deformylase. The transcript has 4 exons. Gene Ontology annotation, cellular component: chloroplast; mitochondrion. The record is from RefSeq and is a predicted model, not a curated record. Gene Ontology annotation, molecular function: peptide deformylase activity. Bases 1 to 561 code for a protein of 186 amino acids. Gene Ontology annotation, biological process: peptidyl-methionine modification. Lineage: Eukaryota; Viridiplantae; Chlorophyta; Trebouxiophyceae; Coccomyxaceae.